GUUGCCGUGUCUGUAAAAUAAACGGACAAUUUGACAUAUUCUGUACCCCACAAAAAGCUCUUUUUGUUCCACUGUUUCAGUAUUAUAGCAUUACAUUUUCACAAAAUGAUGCCUUUUAUGAAUUACAUUCGAAGUUAAACCCAGGCAACGCAGAUCUGGCAACGCAAGCUGCCAUUUUCCGGCGCGGGAAAAUCGGAAGACCACGGAAGUGCUUUGCUGACGUGCUACAACUUCAAUAGAAGAGGUGAAAUUGUUUUGUUUUGCACACGACAAAUAAAAAUGUAGCUUUCGCUGACAAUGUAGACAAAAGCAAGCACCUCUGACAAAUGUUAUGACUUUACUAUAAGAAGCCACAAUAACUUAUGUUAUUAUGGAUCGUUACAACGAGGUGAAACUUUUGCUGAAAACAUGGGAGCAGGGAUUUGUCAAGCAGCACCAGAGGAAACCCAGCAAGGAGGACAUUGACGAAGCCUCGGAGGAGACCAAGAAUCUAUAUAAAGAGUACCGCAGUUUGAAACAAGCCAAAGAGAACAGCAGCAGCGGCAGUGAUGCAACAAGUAAACACACAGAAUCAGCCAGCACGGAGUUUGACUGCUGGGGUUCCCAUCUAAAUCGCUGUGCACUGCCAGCAUCUUCGCCCCGACCGAAAACCCUGGACAGAGACAGUCUGAAGGCCUCUGCACAAUACUAUGGGCUCAAACUCAAAAACAACCUGGCAACAGUGCCCCACAAGGAGAGACCCGUCUCUUUAAAAAAAUCAGGUCGUUUGCCUCAAAACUCCUUGAGGGAUGGUGCAUGUAAGACCAAAUCCAACACCACAUCCCCUAACUUAGAAUCCAGUUCCUUUUCACCACAAAAGGUGAAGCCUGGCCUGGGAGCACUGGUUUCCAGUAAAGAUGAGCCCUUUGAAGCAUUCAAACCUGUCGUUGAACCUGCAAAAGAGCCGCUUCGUUCUGUCGAAGGAAACGAGACCAGCAGGAUGUGUGCUAGGAAAGAUGAAGAAGCUUCAUCUGCACUGAUGUUAUCCACCUCCACUGCAGGCAGUCCAGCAAACACAGGGGAAGACUCAGAAUAUCUCAAAGGGGCUUCACAUGAACGCCUCGGAGGUGCAGGUUUCGGCACUUUGCCCUCGUCAAGUGGCAGCCAGCGCCCUCUCGGAGGAUUCCGAGCAGGAGUGACUGCUGGUCCAAGGCCUUUGCCUGCUAGCAGGCUGAACUUUGUAGACAAGAAGUGGCUGGAGAGGUGUCAGGUGUUUGGAGAGAUGGGAGCUGAGGAGAGACCCGGAGCUGGAAACCAGGAGAGAGAUCUGCUGGUGGGAAAGAAGGGUGGGAAAGAAGAUGUAGUUGGAAAAGAUUUAAUUGUAGAAGAAACGACAGUGGAGAGAGAUGGAUUUACUCCUUAUGAGAGUAAAACUGCUCAGCACUGCACUAGAAAACAGGAAAACAACACUGAGGGACACCUGACAUCACCUUUACCACCAGAUGAUCCUGCGCCAUCCAGGGGUGCUAAGAAGAGCGAGAGCAGGAAGAGGCAGAGGGAGGGAGAGAUGAUGCAAGGAGAAGAAGGAGGGGCCAACAAGAGAAGGAGAAAUGCUAAAAAGAAUGAGGAGACUUCGGAUGGGAAUGUUGAGGAAUGGAAUGGGAAGAAAAUAACCAAGAGGAGCAAGAAAAAGGGGAAAGAUGACAAUGAUGAAGCAGAGGAAGACACUAAGAUGCCAAAGAAGGUGCCUCAGGAGAAUCUGUUAGGAGAAAUAGAGGAAGAAUAUGUCGCUAAGAGAUCAUAUCACGCACAGUCUGUCAGAGCCAGAGGCAUGAAAGCUGAAGAAGGCAAUUUUGUUAAGAUAAACCUGAAGAAGAAAUCUCAUGUCAAAGGAUACGCACUAAGAGGACUUGGCCUACGCAAACAAUUGUACAUGCAGAAGUUCCAGCUGAAAGGUGAACAUUUUGGCGGAGGCGGUGGACAUUUUGGCAGAGGCAGGAGGGGCGGCUUCAGGGGAGGCCACAGUCGCCUGAGUGACACCUGCUACAAGUGCGGGGGCACUGGACACUGGGCCAUUGACUGCAAGGGAGCAGCUCCGCCCCCUCCUGUUCUUGAGGACACACCUGUUGAGGAGGAGCCCUUUGAGCUCCCCACCUUGGAGGAGGUUGCCAGGGCAACAGGAACGCUGCAACCCCUGCCACUGGGAGCAUGUGGUGGUGUCAAAGAGGAGCAGCAGGAACAGGAGGACACAGACAAAGACGAAGCUCUCUUGAACGUUAUUCGACCUGACUACGAGCGCCCGCCACCUCCACCGCCCAUGGAGCCGCUUUACGGCCUCACAGACAAUGGCAAAGUUCAAACAACACCAGACGAGGUCUUCGCUGCUCUUCAAGAACUCGGCUACAACUCGUUCAGGGCUGGCCAGCAGGAAGCCAUCAUGAGGAUCCUGUCAGGUCUCUCCACGCUCGUAGUGUUGUCAACGGGGAUGGGCAAGUCGUUGUGCUAUCAGCUCCCAGCUUACCUGUACGCCAAGCGAUCCAAAUGCAUCACUUUGGUCAUCUCGCCCCUUGUCUCACUGAUGGACGACCAGCUCUCCGGCUUGCCCGCCAAGCUGAAAGCCGCCUGCAUCCACUCCAACAUGACGAUGAAACAGAGAGAAGCUGCUGUAGAAAAGGUGAAGACAGGUCAGGUGUGUGUGCUACUGCUCUCCCCCGAGGCUCUGGUAGGAGGGGGUAGCUCUGGCUCAGGGUGUCUGCCCACGGCGCAGGAGCUCCCCCCUGUGGCCUUUGCGUGCAUCGACGAGGCACAUUGCGUGUCCGAGUGGUCACACAACUUCAGGCCCUGCUACUUAAGGCUGUGUAAGGUGCUGAGGGAGCGUUUGGGUGUGCAGUGCCUGCUGGGACUUACCGCCACGGCCACGCUGUCCACCGCGCUGGACAUAGCUCAGCACCUGGACAUCAACGACCAGGACGGCAUCGCGGUGCGCUCCGCCGCCGUGCCCACCAACCUGCACCUGUCUGUGUCCAUGGACAGAGAAAAGGAUCACGCUCUCGUGUCCUUGCUGAAAGGCGAUCGUUUUGGUUGUCUGGACUCCAUCAUCGUCUACUGCACCAGAAGAGAGGAGACGGCUCGCGUGGCGGCGUUGCUCAGGACCUGCCUGCAGGGGGUGCUACUGAAAGAAAACAAACACAUCAGCAGCCAAGCACAAAGCAACCCAGUUGGGCAGAAGAAGAAAGAACUUGCAAGGAAAAAGAUCCGAAAGCCUCUAAAGUGGCAAGCCGAGUCGUACCACGCUGGCCUCUCUGCGUCAGAGCGCCGCCGGGUUCAGAACAACUUCAUGUGCGGCGAGCUCAGAAUCGUGGUGGCCACUGUGGCCUUUGGCAUGGGCCUGGACAAGUCUGACGUGCGUGGCAUCAUUCACUACAACAUGCCCAAGAGCUUUGAGAGCUACGUUCAAGAAAUAGGGAGAGCCGGGAGAGAUGGCGAGCCGGCGCAUUGUCACCUCUUCCUUGACCCUGAGGGUAUGGACCUCCACGAGCUUCGUCGUCAUAUCUACUCAGACACUGUGGACUACUACACGGUGAAAAGGCUGGUCCAGAAGGUGUUCUCUGCGUGCAAAUGCAAACAAAUACACCAGAAACGGCAGGAACUAACCAAGGAGGAUGUCGAUGACGCAGAGUUGCUGGAGAUGAUGGAGAUUUGUGAGCAGCAAAGCAGCCAGCAGGAGAUGGUACGGUGCACAGACAGCAGCCAUCCAGAGAGGAAGACAGACGAAGCUUCAGAGAAAAAAGCUGUGGAGGAGGUGGAUGAGCAGGAAGUGCAACGCAAAGAGUGGCCCACAGAACGAGUGUGUCACACUCAUGAGAGAGCAAUUCCUAUCCAGCAGACUGUGGAGGCUCUCGACAUCACAGAGGAGGGUAUGGAGACGCUUCUGUGCUACCUGGAGCUACAUCCUCAGCGCUUUGUGGAGCUUCUCCACUCCACACUGUCAGUGUGUAAAGUCAGCUGCUAUGAUGGACCCAGACAGCUCCGGAAACUCACCAAAAUCUGUCCGCCUGUUGCCGUGGUGCUGGCCAGAAGACGCAUGGCCGGCGAGCGAGUGGAGACGUGCGACCACCUGGAGUUUGACGUGGUGGAGGUGGCCGACACGAUGGGAUGGCAGCUGCCUCUCGUCAAGAGGGGGCUCAGGCAGCUUCAGUGGAGCUCAGUCGGCGGACGGAGCGGCGUCCAUGUGGAAUUCUCCUCCCCGUCUUUCUACUUCCGUUCCUACGGCGACCUGAGCGACGAAGAGCUGGACCGAGUGUGUCAAUUCCUGCACAAGCGCGUGCAAGAUCAGGAGACGUCACAGCUCUACCAGCUGAAUGCCUGCUUCAAGGCCUUCAAAAGUGUCGCCUUCCAAAACGUGCUGUCAUGCGUGGACAAUUUAGACGAGGCUCGCAGUCUUCAGCUGAAAGACCUCCUCUCUGACUACUUUGACAAAAGGCGAGACCGAGACCUCACCAAGCAGCCACUGGACGUACAGGAGGGUCUGGACCAGUACAAGCUCUUAGAUUGGGAAAAUCAGAUCAGGGCGGACAUAAGGAGCUUCCUCUCGACUAGAAGUGAUGAGAAGUUCUCAGGAAGAGCCGUCGCCAGAAUCCUUCAUGGCAUAGGAAGUCCAUGUUAUCCGGCUCAAACGUACGGCAGAGACAGACGCUACUGGAGGAAGUACAUCCAGUUCGACUUCAACCAGCUCAUCAGGAUGGCCACUCAGGAGAUCAUCCAGUUUAAGUGAACCACACUGUAACUGUAUUUAAUCAAAUGCAAUUAUCUUUUAUACAUAUGUCUGUCAGAAUAAAAACUGUAUUUUUCUAUCA
Molecule: messenger RNA, 4835 nt
Organism: Dunckerocampus dactyliophorus (ringed pipefish)
Lineage: Eukaryota; Metazoa; Chordata; Actinopteri; Syngnathiformes; Syngnathidae
Gene: recql4
Product: RecQ helicase-like 4
Exons: 27
Coding region: 371-4753 (1460 amino acids)
Biological process (GO): double-strand break repair via homologous recombination; DNA replication; telomere maintenance
Cellular component (GO): nucleus; cytoplasm; chromosome
Molecular function (GO): 3'-5' DNA helicase activity; zinc ion binding; nucleic acid binding
Source: RefSeq, a predicted model, not a curated record